Schistosoma intercalatum is the source of this 5302-nucleotide messenger RNA. The record is from the annotation of a GenBank genome assembly. NCBI's taxonomy places the organism in Eukaryota, Metazoa, Platyhelminthes, Trematoda, Strigeidida, Schistosomatidae.
GAGUGUGAUGAACUGAAUUUUGUGGAUCUAUCGCGCAAAAUACAGUGAUGUCCGACAAAGAUUUCCCCUUACAAAAGAAUUUGCCUAUCAGUAGUUUACCAAAUGAUCAUCAAAAUGUACAAUAUUUAGAAGAUGGUACAAUUGAAGUCACUGAUACAUUAUCAAAAGAAGAAUAUUACAAAAGUUUACGCCGUCGUUGUACUACAGGCAAUAGUCAAAAUACAAGACAAUAUGGAUUAUCUAGUCAAUUGAGCCUAGAAACUUCUCAAUGUGGUACAUUACGUUCUGGAUUUGGUAAACGUAAAGGUACAUUACAUGAUUUCAAACCGUCUGGAAAAGAAGAACUAUGUUAUAUUCUCAUGUUAGAAGGAGUAGAAAAAACAUAUACCAUAGAUAAAAAUGCUCAUGGGAUUCAUUUAUUUGAAAAAGUUUGCAAACAAUUAGAUUUACAAGAAACUGAAUAUUUUGGCUUGACAUAUCGAACUAGUUUACGUGUAGAUAAUUGGCUGAAACUUGAUAAACGUAUAGCUAAACAAUUAGAAAAAAUACCAUGGAAACUAGAAUUUCGUGUUCGAUUCUAUCCACCAAAUAUUGAUAUAUUCAAAGAUGAUUUAACGCGUUAUUUUUUGUGUUUACAAUUAAGGCAAGAUAUUAUCUCUGGACAGAUUCCAUGUUCACAUCAUACUUAUGUUGUUCUUGGUGCAUAUGUUGUUCAAUCAGAUGCUGGAGAUUAUGAUCCAAAUACACAUAUAGGAACAGAAUAUAUUGCCAAUAUUCCAUUUGCACCACAACAAUUACAAACUACAAAAAUGCUUCAACAAAUUGUUGAAUUACAUAAACUUCAUAAAGGACAAAGUUUAGUUCAGGCUGAUCGAGGAUUUUUGGAAAAUGCCAGACGACUUUCACUUUAUGGAGUUGAGUUUCACAGGGCAAAAACGAUUGCGGGCGAAAGUAUAUGUUUAGGUGUAUAUCAUGGUGGAAUAUUACUUUAUCAUGGGAUGUUAAGGGUUAAUCGGUUUUUGUGGCCUCAAAUUGUAAAAAUAUUGUACAAAUCAAAAAAUUUCAUUAUUGUCGUUAGAUCAAUGCAUAGUGAAACUUUGAGUAAACGUGGAACUCUAAGAAGAACAUUAUCACCUGGUGGUUUGAAAGUAUCUGAUAAAAAGUUCAGUGGUUCUGAGUCCAUUCAUGAUGUAACACUGACUUUUCAGUGUACAGAUCCCCGUUUGGCCAAAAGAUUAUGGGAUUCUUGUACUUCGCAACAUGCAUUUUUCCGUUUACGUGAUACACCAGGACCCCAAAGAUCUAAUCUUACAACAGCUUUCAGUACGCGAAAAUAUCAUUUUACAAGUAAAUCAUUCGAUGCAUAUUCAAGAGAACCUAGUUCAGAAUGGAUUCCACGACAACAGCCUCCAAUUAAGCGAGUACAAACUCAAAGAAAGCCGAUUCAGUACAAAUCUCCUUCAGCUAGUCCAUCAAAACAACAACACCAAGUAUCUGGUAGUGUUGCACCAGUUGCUUAUGGAGAAGAACCUGAUCAGUAUUAUUUGAUGCCUGGUACACCUUCUCCUUUACCAGCUAAUUCAGUAAAUGUUGAUGUUUUGCAAAAUUUACCACCAUCUUACCGUAAACCAGGUCCAAUUCGAGUACCUCUACCAGAAGAUCACUGGCAAAUGUCAGCAGCUGAUUGUACACAAGGAUUAGGAAGAAAUAUUGAUGGAACAGACAUAGCAGCAAUGCCAGAAACAGAAUGGCAAGGUUGCCGUACAAAUUGGGGUUUAAAAGGUCCAGGAGCUUAUUACUACGAAGCAUGUAUGCUUGAAGAAGGUCAAGUACGUUUAGGUUGGUCAACAAAUGAUGCUAGCCUAAUUCUCGGGACAGAUUCCAAAGGCUUUGGUUAUGGAGCUGAUAAAACAGGUAUUGGAUCAGCUGAUAAUCCUCAUCCAGUUGGCAAAUUUAUCUACGCAAAUAAUUCAAUUGAUUACGGAAUGCCAAUCGUACCAGGAGAUGUAGUUGGAUGUUAUUUAGAAUUAAAUCCGAGUGCUGAUAAAGAUCAUCGACGAAUCGAUAUACACUAUAGUUACAAUGGCCAAUUAUUAGAAACUCCAAACUUUAAACUUGUUGAAACAUUAACUCCAGAUAUAGCACUCUUCCCUGCCGUAUCACUUAAAAAUGCCAGAGUUGAAGUAAACUUUGGUGACAAGCCAUUUAAUUUUCCACCUAAAACUACCCCUUCGACUAAUAAACAUUGGGUAGCAGUAUCAUACGCCCCCGAUUCUUCAAUUGUAUGUAAUCGGAAUGUUGGUUGGCGGGUGAACCCAAAUGAUGUAACAUCAAGUACAAAUUUAUUAGUUUCACCUAAUGGUCGAUUUGUACAAGCUGUAGAAAAUACCGGAUGGCAAGGCUUUAGAGUGAACAAAGGAAUAUUUGGUGAUAGAGCUUAUUACUAUGAAGUGAGAAUUGUUGAAGACUCUGGAUUAGCACGUAUUGGUUGGUCAUUUGAAAAUGGAUCAUUAGAUCUUGGUAUAGAUUGUUUUGGUUUUGGAUAUGGAGCUGAUCGAGAUGGUUUUGGUAUAAAUGGAUCACAAGGGAAAAAACUUCAUAGUGAUAUCAUUGAAAAUUAUGGUGAAGCCUUCCGUAAAGAUGAUGUAAUUGGUUGUUUUCUUGAUCUGAGUAACGGAAUAAUACAAUGGUCAAAAAAUAAUCGCUUAUUUGGUCCUGCUUAUGAAAUUGACAAAAAAUUAUUGAAAAACAAUGAACCUAUCUAUCCUGCAGCUUCUUUGGUCGAUACUACUUUAGAAUUAAAUUAUGGUGACUUACCAUUUAAAUAUCCACCAGAAGACGAUUGGACUCCAUUAUUUGCAGCUUCAGACGAAUAUGUAUUCGAAUCACCAAAAUGGCCUAGUCCAAAUACGGUCAAACACAACAGUCACUCAAGAAAACAUUUAGUUACUCAUAAUACAAAGACAGAAGUAUAUACUGAAGAUCAGAAAGAAAUCAGUCUAAAUUCAAUCAGUGACACAUAUGGUCAUUCUACAAUAAUAAAUAAUAAUCUUAGCAGUGAUAACAACAAUGUAAAAAGUAGCAGCCCAAGUAAACUAGAAGAUAUUCCUGUAGAAUCAAUACGUAUAGAAUCCCCUUCAUCAAGUGAUCAGCAAGAAGAUGAAGUAAGAAUGUUUCUGGAAACUUGUGAACCAAUUACUGAAAGUCAUUUUGAUGCCUUAUAUAACACUUAUACAAAUCAUCCGUCUACGGAGCGAUCUGAAUCACAAAUGAAAACAAAACCCAAUGGAACAUAUCACCGUAAUCAUAUAUCAAAUUUUCACGCUGAUAUUGUAAGUGAGGUUAUUUUACUUCUGUGGAAUACACCCAUUUUGGCAAUAAUUGGGACAUAAAAUGAGAUUCUGAAAACGUUCUGACUUGUAUUUUUAAGUCAGAUAAUGAUUGAGUAGAUUUAAGUCAUAUAUUCAUUGUACAACAUUUUCUAACAAAUCUGAAAUGUGUGAAAACAAUUUUAUCAUAAAGAGAUGAAUAAAUGGCAACAUGUUUAUUUACUCAUAAACUCUUCCGUAAAACUUUUUAUUAGUAAUCCCACCAUAAUUUUGUAUUGUCUCUAUACGAGUCAUACUACUUUAAAUCAGCAAGUAGUACAAAUAGUUUUAUGAAUUUAAUAUUAUCAGUAUGGGGAUUGUGUAGAUUGUCGUAUUUUCACAGUUUGAAUUACGAUUUAAUCUAAGCCAUACCAUUGUUGAAAACCUGAAAGCACUGGACGGCCGUUUUAUCUUAGUGUGGAAUUCCUUAUCAGUGAGCACCCACAAUUCUGGACGCAUGACUCGAACCCGGGACCUUCGGUCCCGCACGUGAACGCUUAACCUCUAGAUCAUUGAGCCGGCAUUCAACGGCGUUGGAGCCCAACCCGUGUCAGGUAUGUGAUAGUUAUUUACCUCAAACAAUGGAUAAAGGGUUAGGCAAGAUCAUGGAUCGAUUGAAGUUAGAUAUUAACACCACUGGAUCCCGGCUCAGUAGUCUGAGGUUAGGCGUUCACAAGCGAGACCGAAAAUCCUGGGUUUGAGUCCAUUGUACAGGAUCGCGAACAGGCACUACUGAGGAGUCUCAUACUGGGGCGAAACUAACAUCCGGUGCUUCCAGGUUUUGAAUAGUGGUCUAGCUUAGAUCAACUCGUGAUUUCAACUGUGUAAACUUAAUAAUACUCAUGGAUGCGUCAGUUGAUCUAUAGAAUAUACUGAUUUUCGGACAAAUUUAAAUUCCAUAUACACUUUUUUGAAUAAGUGUUCAUGAUAUUUUUAUUUUGAAAACUGAUCACUCGUGCAUUAUUUAAAAUACUCGAACAAUUAUUAAGGGCGAUUUCUUGACUGACAUCAGGUGGUCAUUAAGAUGAUAACCACUCUCUUUUCCAUCUUCACGCUUGAUGAGGUUGAAGUUUAGUAAGUGUAUAUACUCUUGUCAUAGAGGCACUACCGCGCUUCAGCCACACAAUUUAUCCGAUGAAAAUUAUAUAAUUGAUACAGUAAUACUUAGAAGAACAAGUUGAAUUAUGUUUCAUUAACAACAGGCUAAGUUUCCAAGUAUAAACCUAUUCUGAAAAUUUUGCUUGUUAUUUGGGUUACAGAUUUGCCGAAAGUGUAAUCACUGAAAGAUAAUUUUAAAAAAAUAGUAAGUAUCAAAUCAUCAGUAACCAAAAUAUUACAGUGACCAGUCUCUGAGUGUGCAACUCGAAUUUUACUAGUAUCGCACAAAUUUUCCUCACUUGUUGUGUUUAGAUAGUUUCUUUUGGAAGAUCAGAUUUUGAAACUAAAAUUUUAGUGCGUGUUGGUUCAUACUAUUCUUAAUUUCAUAUGAAGUUACUCAUUGAUGCAAUCUAUCUCUUUCAUGAACGAUGCUAAGGUUGGCUACAAUAUAGUAGGUAACCAUUAUAAUCAUUACUGAAAAUAUAUUCAUAUUAAUCAACUUUUAAGAAUUUAGAUAUUUUCCUUGGUUUCCUCUUCCUAAUUUUUUUGGCAAAAACAGAUUACUCCUACAUGUGUCGAUUCUGAAUUUCAUCAAAGUUCCACAACGUUGAUAGACUCUGAUCUUGCACUAGAAGAAGCCAUUCUACAGACUACACAUUUAAAUCCACAUACGGCAGUCCUAACGAACACAUUGGAUUCAUAUACAAAUAAUAAUAAAAGUAAUCAUAAAUGAUCCUCUUAUUGAAUUGAGUAACAAAUCAACGUUGAGAAUCACUUCCAUCAUUCCAAUAAUAAAUCAUCUUAACUAGAAUAAAAAACGACUUUUUUUUAUAUCG